CUGUUGCUGGUUGCUAACAAGAGCUAGAAAAGUGCUUCGUUCUCAUUAACUUUAUAUGUAAUGGUCGAAAUGACAGUGCGAACUGAGGCUAGGCCAAUUGACUGAUUCCAGAUCACCUACUGCCAUUUCAACAAACUGCGCUGCUAAGAGAAGACAGCUCGAUGUAUCACAAAGAGAAAAGCAUCCAGAUCAAAAACAGCGCCUCGGCGCUGUACAACAACCUCGGCGUGCUACGCAUCGCCCCACGGCGCCUCACCUACUUCACCGUGGUCCAUGCUAACGUGGUUAACAUGGUCAGCGCGUCCUGGGAUGGCCUCAACUAUUCCCACCGUCAGCUUCAGUCCAAGGAGCCCAAUGUCGCCACAAGCACAUCGCUCAUCAUGCAGGCUGCAUUUUGUCCUCUGCCCUCUCGUGAACUGCUGGUGGUGACCUCUCAGAAAGGCAUUCAGAUGUAUGAAUCUGAUGGCUCCAUCAUGGUGUACUGGCAUGCACUGGAUACUCCGGAAACACCUACAGCUCAGGCCAUCUUUGCUCGGGGGAUAUCAUCAGUGAAGGAGAGUUAUAUAUGUGUUGGUGUUUCAUCUGGUGCGAUUCUAGUAUUUGAUGUUCCCAGUAAAGGCAGUAAUAUUACCCUGUCUGAGGUCCUGGAGGAGCACAAGGAGUCCAUCACUGACAUGGCCUCGGAGUGCUCUGGCAGCCAGGAGUGCAUAGCUGAUUUGGUCAGUGCAGAUGAUGGGGGCAACCUGUGUGUGUGGAAGUCUGGGGAGGAGUUUCAGCUGCUCAACAACAUCCCUGGCUUUGAUAUGAGCUGCUCAUCUGUUAAGUUGUGGAAAGGUACGGUGGUGGCAGGUUACGGCACAGGCCAGAUUCGUCUUUAUGAGGCAGUGACGGGAAUCCUGCAUGCUGAGCUCAACGCCCACGCACGAUGGAUAUACUCACUGGACAUUGCUCCUUUUUCUGGGCUGCUUCUGUCUGCUGCUGAGGACUCUUUGGUCAGGGUGUGGCACCUGACACUGACUCCAGAGACCAACAGCGUGGAGGUUGCCCAUUUGCACAAUGAGUGUGUGACAGACACUCAGAUAUGUGGCGCCAAGUUCUGUGAUGGCGAUGGUUAUGCCUUUGCAGUGACAGGCUAUGACCUGAGUGAGAUUAUCCGCUACACACAGACGUAGGACUUUGCUUUCAUUUAAGCUAAGUAUAUGAUUUGACUUUGAUAUAUUAGAGUGUUUCUGGAACAAUAACAUGAGCCAGAGGGAAAACAAUCAAAAGUGGACAGAUUAGGAUCAGGUUGAGAUUCUGCCAGGACGGGGGUAUUUAACAUAAUCAUGCUUCAUGGCAUUUCUGUCUCUAUAUCUGCAAAGGCUAGAUGGAGAUUACCACAUAACAAAAAAAAGUAAUGCGUUAAAGUUUCUAUAUAUAAAGUACAAAUGUUUAUAUAUAUGUGAAUGUAGCUUUAAAAUUAAUAACAUAUUCUUUUAUUCUCUCUGACUUAAAUAUGGUUUAAAGAAGCUGUACCAAUAAACGUUUUUGUAAAGAAAACUGCUCUGGGUUUUAAUUUUGCACUUCACAAAUGCACCAGUAGAUGGGGCUGUUGG
Molecule: messenger RNA, 1595 nt
Organism: Centropristis striata (black sea bass)
Lineage: Eukaryota; Metazoa; Chordata; Actinopteri; Perciformes; Serranidae
Gene: wdr54
Product: WD repeat domain 54
Exons: 10
Coding region: 162-1172 (336 amino acids)
Biological process (GO): cilium assembly
Cellular component (GO): ciliary basal body; centriole
Molecular function (GO): protein binding
Source: RefSeq, a predicted model, not a curated record